AUGUUGCACCAAAGAUCAACAUCGACACCAGCAGCAACAUCAAUAUCAACACUAGUGGCGACAUCAACAUUCCGAGCACUGACGCCAUCUUGCAACGGACAUCAACAUAUCAACAGCAGCAGCAACAACGUCAACAUUCACCAAGGCAGAAGCAACACCAACACCAACACCAACACCACCACCAACACCAACAUGAGCUCCGAUAAUUUUCAGUGGGGAUUUUCCUUAGAAAAUGCCUGGGAAGAGGCUUCCAAGUAA
Molecule: messenger RNA, 258 nt
Organism: Trichoderma breve
Lineage: Eukaryota; Fungi; Ascomycota; Sordariomycetes; Hypocreales; Hypocreaceae
Exons: 2
Coding region: 1-258 (85 amino acids)
Source: RefSeq, a predicted model, not a curated record